ACUAGGUGGCGGUCGUGCACCGUUUCGUUGUUUGCCAACACCAAUUGUGCAUUAAGAACAACAGCUGUGGACAGAGGGGCCGUCAUGUGCACCAUGGAGAGUUUGCGUGUGCUCGAGCUCUACAGUGGAAUAGGAGGGAUGCAUUAUGCAUUAAAGGAGAGUGGCAUACCUGGCCAGGUGGUGGCUGCUGUCGACAUAAACACCACUGCCAAUCAGAUCUACAGGCACAAUUUCCCUGACACCCCACUCUGGAACAAGACAAUAGAGGGCAUACCACUAGAUGACUUUAAUAAAUUAUCUUUUGACAUGAUUUUGAUGAGCCCUCCUUGCCAACCUUUCACCAGGAUAGGUCUUCAGGGUGACAUUCAUGACCUCAGAACCAAGAGCUUCCUCUACAUCCUCGAUGUUUUGCCAAGGCUGCACAGGCUGCCCCGCUUCAUUCUGCUGGAGAACGUGAAAGGCUUUGAGACUUCCUCUGCCAGGAAUAUUUUGGUGAAAACACUGAUGGAGUGUGGAUAUACUUUCCAGGAGAUCAUGGUCUCACCCACAAGUGUUGGGAUUCCUAAUUCAAGAUUGCGUUAUUUCCUGAUUGCUAAGCUUGCAACAAAUAACUUAAGCACCCAGACAAAGAUUUCAGAUGCCCACCUACAUCCCUCUGAGUAUGAUUCGUCUGAGCUGCCCACAGACUUGUAUCCGACCCACACAAGUACCUGCCAGCCAGAAGAGGACUUGCAGGGGGGUCAUGUCCUGUAUAAACUGGAGACAGCAACUGAUGUGCAGCGGAAAAUGAUUCAGAACAACAAUCUGUCUGUCAGGCAGAUCCAAGACUUCCUGGAACCACAGAUGGAAGCAAACUUGGAGAACUUUCUCCUUCCUCCUAAAACCCUACUGCGAUAUGCUCUGCUCUUAGACAUUGUUCAGCCUUCAUCCAGGAGGUCUGUCUGCUUUACCAAAGGCUAUGUACGGUAUGUGGAAGGAACUGGCUCAGUACUGACAAGCUGUAUGGAAACAGAGAUGGAGCAUGCGUUUACUCAUCUGGACCAGUGCUCUGAAGAAGAAAAACUCAAGCGGCUAAUGAAAUUGAAGCUCCGAUAUUUUACUCCAAGAGAAGUUGCCAACCUCAUGGGUUUCCCUCAGAGCUUCUGCUUUCCAGAACAAAUCUCAACCAGGCAGAAGUACAAAGCUCUAGGAAACAGCCUGAAUGUUGUGGUGGUGACCAAACUCUUACAAACGCUACUCUCCUAGCAUUUGGGAUGUUUCUCUGGAGAAACUACGGAAUUAUUCCUAGUCAUUAGUGAGCCCUCCUCGAUCAGUUCAGAAUAUACUGACUCUUUUUAAAUGUUAACUUGCUGGACAUUGUUUGUAUAUAUUUUAUAUAUAUUCUAUGAUGCAGACUAAAGUUAGAAAACGUUUUGUACAUCCUACCUGUUUUAUCUGCAAUGGUUUUUUCAUAAAAUGAAACUGAAUUAGCUUUAUUACUAUUCACGUGUGUGGUUUAUAUAUAAGUUUGAAAGAUUUACUGGUGUUAUUUUUUUACAUUUCAUGUCGACCUUUUCAGUAGUCUUUUAAGUAAUCGACAAAAUCUGCAGACCCAAGUUCUCAACCUUUCAAAAUAUAAACUCUGUAAUUCAGCUUGAUAUGAAGCAUUACGGUAACAAAAUAAAGGUGAUUUUACCAUUUUA
Molecule: messenger RNA, 1682 nt
Organism: Hippoglossus stenolepis (Pacific halibut)
Lineage: Eukaryota; Metazoa; Chordata; Actinopteri; Pleuronectiformes; Pleuronectidae
Gene: trdmt1
Product: tRNA aspartic acid methyltransferase 1
Exons: 11
Coding region: 85-1245 (386 amino acids)
Molecular function (GO): methyltransferase activity
Source: RefSeq, a predicted model, not a curated record